UAAAUUUGCAUACGCUAGAGCUGGAGCCAUUACAUUUUCUCCGCAGCACAGAUAGCUAAGAAUGGGGAUUGAUUCAGUGGCAGAGAAAGGUUCUGAAGACCCUUUUAUGGUUAAGGAAGGUUACGAUGACCCAGAUUUUCAAAAGCUUCGAGAGCUACUAGCGCACAGCGAUGAUCAAAAUGCUGCAGGUGGUUGGGACAAAUGUUGGGAGCAAGGAGUAACCCCAUGGGAUUUAGGACAGCCAACACCUAUGAUUCUGCAUCUUCUUCAAAAAGAUAUGCUACCUACAGGAAGGAUUUUAGUCCCUGGAUGUGGCAGUGGAUAUGAUGUGGUUGCAAUUGCUGGCCCUCAACGCCAUGUUGUAGGUCUGGAUAUAUCAGACCUUGCCCUUGAGAGAGCAAAACAGAUUACUGAUCAUGUUGGUGGACCUCCAUUUAAAGUUUCGGUAGCUGAUUAUGAAGAACUGCUAUAUCCUAUGGGGUUCAAGGCAUUAUCUAUAGUAGAUAAUGAGCUUGCAGUUGGUCAGCGCAAGGGAAGAGAGAAGUUGGGAAGGUGGAAGAAGGUCUGUUGACCAAUCCUCACUACAAAGAAAAUCAAUUACCUCAUGGCACAAAUGGAUGUAUGUGGGCCAGAGUAUGUGUUAUGAGAUUGGAGAACCAUAUAAUCAUUAUUGUACACAACUUUUUGUUGGGUGAAAUGUUUCAUUACAAUUACAUGAAUACCAUUUCAUUGGAAUCUAA
Macadamia integrifolia is the source of this 740-nucleotide messenger RNA. RefSeq names its product probable thiol methyltransferase 2. The coding region runs from base 62 to 571 and encodes 169 amino acids. The transcript is spliced from 6 exons. Lineage: Eukaryota; Viridiplantae; Streptophyta; Magnoliopsida; Proteales; Proteaceae. Gene Ontology annotation, molecular function: S-adenosylmethionine-dependent methyltransferase activity. The record is from RefSeq and is a predicted model, not a curated record.